Scedosporium apiospermum is the source of this 2130-nucleotide messenger RNA. Its product is annotated as Ubiquitin-like modifier-activating enzyme ATG7. NCBI's taxonomy places the organism in Eukaryota, Fungi, Ascomycota, Sordariomycetes, Microascales, Microascaceae. The record is from RefSeq and is a predicted model, not a curated record. Bases 1 to 2130 code for a protein of 709 amino acids. Gene Ontology annotation, biological process: autophagosome assembly; piecemeal microautophagy of the nucleus; autophagy of mitochondrion. The transcript is spliced from 4 exons. Gene Ontology annotation, cellular component: cytoplasm; phagophore assembly site. Gene Ontology annotation, molecular function: Atg12 activating enzyme activity; Atg8 activating enzyme activity.
AUGACAGCACCUGCUGGAGCGGCUUCCCUUGUGGGAAAGCCCAUCCGGUUUGUUCCCAACACGUCUGCGAUUGAGCUGCCCUUUUAUGCGAAGCUGUUUGCGCUCAAACUCGACCAUGACAAGCUCAAUGACUCAAUGCGUCCGGUCUUGGGCCUCUACGAGCCCCUCAAAGUCGAGCCCGAGUAUAGCAGCAAGAUCCAGAUUCUGGGAAAUGCCCUGACCAGUGACGAGGGCCCCCAUGGAACUUGUCGCGCUGAAGGCCAGAUCAGGAACACGAACACCAUGGAGGAAUUCAGGAAUCUUGAUAGGCCUACCAUUCUAAGAAAUUCCGCACGUUCGAUUUGGGAUGCAAUCAAAGACGGCUCCAUCUACUCGGUCCCGUCGCUCCUCUCGUCCUUCAUCAUCAUCUCCUACGCCGACCUGAAAAAGUACCAGUUCACUUACUGGUUUGCUUUCCCAGCCCUUCACUCCUCGUGGAUCCACACCGCCGAUUCCGCUAAAUUCACCGAGGAUGAGAUCGAAACCUUAGAAGGUAAAGUUGGAACAUUCCAGAGGAACCGCGAGGAACAACGACAACAUGGAUAUUUCCUGGCCAAGAAGGUGCCGUAUUCCCCCGACGAGUCGGAAACGAACGAUAAGCUCGCCGAAGGCCUCGGCUACAGCUGGAAGAUCGGACCCCUUGGCGACUUCGAGAGGGGUUUCUUUGAAAACGUCCCUGAGAAGGACAGAUACGUCUGCUUUGUCGAUCCUUCGACUUAUGAGCACAGUCCUGGCUGGCAGCUGAGAAAUCUCCUAGUGCUGAUCCAGCAUCGAUUUAAGCUCAAGGACGUGCAGAUUCUCUGCUACCGAGACACCCAUGAGACACGCCACCUUUGCAGAAGCAUCGUCCUACACAUCGCGCAGGCACCCUCACCCGGUUCCACCGUCAUUGCCAAUGGCGCAGACGGUGAGAUGCCCAACAUUACGGGCUGGGAGCGAAACGGAAGGGAUCUCCGCGCCAAGCAGGUCAAUCUUGCCGACUAUAUGGAUCCGUCGAGGAUUGCUGACCAGGCUGUGGAUCUGAACCUCAAGUUGAUGAAGUGGCGCAUCGCCCCGGGCCUGAAUUUGGACGCCAUCAAGUCGACAAGAUGUCUUUUACUCGGUUCUGGCACGCUCGGUAGCUACGUCGCCAGAAACCUCAUGGGCUGGGGUGUUCGUAAGAUUACCUUUGUCGACUACGGCAGGGUCUCGUUUUCGAAUCCCGUCCGCCAGCCUCUAUUCCAAUUCCAGGACUGCCUCGAAGGUGGCGUGCCCAAGGCGCCCCGCGCCGCUGCAGCCCUCAAGGAGAUUUACCCCGGAAUCGAGAGCGAGGGUCACGUUCUCACGGUCCCCAUGCUGGGCCACCCUUUCGUGGACGACGGAUCGCAGACGAAGGCGGAUUUUGAAAAGCUCGAGGCGCUCAUUAAGGAUCACGAUGCCAUUUUCCUGCUCAUGGAUUCGCGAGAGUCUAGAUGGCUGCCUACGGUCAUGGGUAAGGCGGGAAAGAAGAUUGUGAUCAAUGCGGCUUUGGGCUUUGACUCGUAUGUGGUCAUGCGCCAUGGUGCUGAGGACCCUGUCGAGGGACACACACCGCUUGGAUGUUACUUUUGCAACGAUGUCGUUUCCCCGGCCAACUCUAUGAAAGAUCAAACGCUCGACCAGCAAUGCACCGUCACGCGCCCGGGAGUCGCGCCCAUCGCAUCGGCCCUCGCCGUCGAGCUUCUCACCAGCAUCCUUCAGCACCCACUUGCCCACCGCGCUCCCGCGCCCCAGCCCACGGGCGGAGUCACCGCCGAGCGAGACCCUCCCGAGCACGCUCUGGGGUUGGUUCCGCACCAGAUCCGCGGCUACCUGUCGACCUUUCAAACCCUGAACAUUCUCGGCCAAGCUUAUCCCAAUUGCAGCGCGUGUAGCGCCCCCAUCUUGGACGCGUACCGAAAGGACGGCUGGGAAUUUGUUAAGAGAGCGCUUCUUGAGAAGGAUUACAUCUCGGAGCUGUCGGGCCUCGCGGAGAUUCAGCGUCAGGCCGAAGCGGCGGAGGCGGAUCUCGACUGGGAUGAUGAAGAGGAUGGCCUUGGCAAGGUCGAGGAGGGCGAUGGCGAGCUUCUCUAG